AUGGAGGACGCCGGAGUGCAGGGAGAGAGGCGGGACAACAUCGCCUGGGCCGAGGUCGGAUUACGGGUGCUCGCGAUCGUGUGGGUCUCAAUGUUCGUCGUGACGCACGGUUACGCCGCUGUCGUGCUCUGGAUGGGCGCCAAGCCAGCCAUCAAGGCUUGCCUCUGGUGGCUCGCGACCCUCGCUUUCCACGCGUUCAUCAGCUUCGUCUGGGUGGUGGUCGCGUUCGCCGACUUCGGGAUGAUGGUCGGCUUUGGCUUUAUGCGCUGCGUGCUCUUCAUCAUCGUCAUCAUCCGGUGGCUCGACGAUCCGAUGUUUGGUACCGUGGUUCCGGCGCCGGUCUGUGACGUUCCGACGGCUGCGCUCCUGCUCGGCAUGGAAGUGCACGGGCAAUGCCUGGUUUAG
This is a messenger RNA of Vanrija pseudolonga, 405 nucleotides long. RefSeq lists its product as uncharacterized. The record is from RefSeq and is a predicted model, not a curated record. Lineage: Eukaryota; Fungi; Basidiomycota; Tremellomycetes; Trichosporonales; Trichosporonaceae. The transcript has 3 exons. Bases 1 to 405 code for a protein of 134 amino acids.